AGGAAGGACUAGUAAUAGUAAGGACCAAUUUUGAAUUGAAUAAGGGAAACACAAGAAACCACCUUCAACAUACAUCAGCUUACACCUUCUAGCAGCAGAGCAACCAUGGGAGAAUUGGACUUAGCAUUUGUUCAAGAGCAAGAACACAGACCAAAACUAUCCAUCAUUGAAGCCGAAGGAAUUCCCGAAAUUGACCUCUCACCAAUAUUCCACCAUGAAGUUCAAGAUCAAUCUGCUAUUGAUAGCUUGGUGAAGAAGAUUGGAAGUGCAUGCAAGGAAUGGGGCUUCUUUCAAGUUACAAACCAUGAGGUCCCUUUGAGUAUUAGGCAAAGACUUGAUGAAGCUGCUAGAUUGUUCUUUGCUCAAAGUUUGGAGGAGAAAAUGAAGGUUGCCAGAGAUGAGAUCACACCAAUUGGUUAUUUUGAUAAAGAGCACACCAAGAAUGUAAGAAACUGGAUAGAAGUGUUUGAUUUUUUCGCCAGAGAUCCCACUUUGGUUCCUCUGAAUUGUGAUGAAAAUGAUGAUCAAGUUAUUCAAUGGUCUAAUCCGUCCCCUAAGUAUCCUCCAAAAUUCAGGAAUAUAAUUGAAGAGUAUAUUAAGGAGAUGGAAAAUUUGGCCUCUAAGUUGCUGGAGUUAAUAGCUUUGAGCUUAGGGCUUGAAGCAAUGAGGUUUGAAGAAUUCUUCAAGGAUACAACUAGCGUGUUUAGAAUCAAUCACUAUCCUCCAUGUCCUUCUCCUGAGCUAGCUCUUGGCAUGGGAAGACACAAGGAUGCUGGUGCCUUAACUAUUCUUGCCCAAGAUGAGGUUGCUGGUCUUGAAGUGAAGCAUCAAAUUUCACAAGAAUGGGUUCUUGUGAAACCCACCCCAAAUGCUUUCAUCAUCAACGUUGGUGAUCUCACUCAGGUUUGGAGCAAUGAUGAGUAUGAGAGUGUGGAACAUAGAGUUAUAGUCAACUUUGAGAAAGAAAGGUUUUCAAUUGCCUUCGGUGUUUUCCCAGCACACUACAUUGAAGUCAAGCCUUUGGAUGAACUCAUAAAUGACGAAAACCCUCCAAAAUAUAAACCUUUCAAUUGGGGCAAGUUUCUUAUCAAUAAAAAGAGCGACACUUUAAAAAAGAAAAAUGUGGAGAAUAUCCAAAUUCAUCACUUUAAGAUAGCUUAAAGUUGGUAUAAUAUGUUAUAGAAGGUUUUUUUUAAUCAAUUAUUAUGGAGUAUUUUUUUAUUACUAGAGUAAAAUAUUUAGCCUUCCCCAUUUUAUUACUAGAGUAAAGUAUUUCUUUAAUCUUCAUUUGUUUAAUUUUAACUUGUACGAUACUUUAUCUUGAAAUUUGGAAGGAACGAACAAUUUCAACUCCACUCUGUUCACGUUGAAGUGAGGCAAAUACCCUUCCAUUUCCUUUA
Messenger RNA from Medicago truncatula (barrel medic), 1400 nucleotides. RefSeq names its product probable 2-oxoglutarate-dependent dioxygenase At5g05600. The coding region runs from base 106 to 1161 and encodes 351 amino acids. The record is from RefSeq and is a predicted model, not a curated record. NCBI's taxonomy places the organism in Eukaryota, Viridiplantae, Streptophyta, Magnoliopsida, Fabales, Fabaceae. The transcript is spliced from 3 exons.